This is a messenger RNA of Leptomonas pyrrhocoris, 2337 nucleotides long. RefSeq lists its product as hypothetical. Lineage: Eukaryota; Euglenozoa; Kinetoplastea; Trypanosomatida; Trypanosomatidae. Gene Ontology annotation, molecular function: RNA binding. The record is from RefSeq and is a predicted model, not a curated record. Bases 1 to 2337 code for a protein of 778 amino acids. The transcript has a single exon.
AUGUACGGUCAGUCCAGCUCGUCGGGCAAUUCGGCUCCCGCGCAACGCAGGACCACUCCACAACCCGCUCAAUCGUCCGCCUCGCAGCCGCCACCACCGCCGCCCACGCAGGUUCUUCUCACGUCGCCUCCACGGGAGGCAGCGACGACGGCGACCGUCACGCAACGCCCGUACUUCACCCUCUGUACCGUGACGAGUGGACCACAGCAGUUGCAAUACAGCGCUCCGCAGCAACAACAAAUGCAGCAGCAGGCAGUGAGCUGUGUAGCCUCGACAGACACUCAAUGGUCUGCAGUACCGCACUUUCAUAGAAGCGCCGCGCCUGUGUCGGCUUCUCUCAUUCAAACAACGGUACAAGCACCACUUCGAGAAGCCGGCCGUGGGGGCGCGGAGCACAGUGUCGCCGCACGACCUUACAGCACGAAGUCGUUGCCCUCCUCACCGCUGAUGACACUCUCACACGACCUGCCCAUCUCCCAGUCCUCAACGGCAGCGACAGUUAAUUCCUACACCGCCUUUGUAGAUGCCGAUUCGCUCCGCGGCUACCAGCAGGCAACCGCCACUCCCCACUUCACACCUUUCUUUCUGACAAGCGUGGGCGAUUCACUCAAGACCAACUUGAGCGUGGGCGGCGCGCACUACAUCGACAGAACAGACAACAGCGCUCUUUACCAGUCGCUGAGCAACUGCACACUCCCGCAGCGGUCGUCGAAGCAGCAGCCACAACAGCCAUCCCCACCACAGCUGUCUGCGCAGUCGAAGACCGUGGCAUCGCCAUCCGUGCCCGUCGCAGCGGUCAUUUCAGCGGACGCAACUUCUUACCCCACCUCCGCCAACUCCUCGCUCGUGUUUGCAUCUCCGAAUGCGCGAGAGGCGGCCUUGGACACGUCCGCGACUUUCUUCGCUAAGUUGGGAACCGCCUUUGCGCAAACGCCAGGACCGCAGCAACAGCAACAGCUACCGCAGCCGCACGGCACCUCCUCGAACUUCACACUUCAGCAGCUCCCGAGUCAUCUGCAGACGGCGUUUCAGCCUCUGUCUUUUACCGCGGCAGCAAGUGUGCGGCCUGCCGUGCAGGCCAUCCUCAUUGAGCAGCCGACGGCACCGCACGCCGCAUCGCAGCUCCCGCAUCGCAUUGACAGCGGGCACUCCACGACACGAAAUGCGGCAGUGCAGCAGCAUUUUGACUCCUCCGCCGCAGAUAGAGAAACGGGCCGCUUUCCGAAGAGCCGCCUGCGUAGGACUUCAUUCAGCUUCGCAGAGGCACCACAGGGGCUACCACAAUCUUCAUCAGGGCCGCAACCGCCGCAGCAGCAACAGCAGCAACAACCGCAAUAUCCGCCUAUUUAUUCUUCCUUCACACCCGCUCAAGAGCACCGUCACCCCGCCGUCGUGCACACGGAGCGAGUGAAUGUCUCGUCGGGGAUGCGGAUGGAAAGCCAAGUGAGGUCUUCACUCACCGGCGAACCUGCACCUUCACAGCGACUGACGCGCAUCUCCUUCCCCUCUCUGACCAGCGCAGCCUUGAACAACAGCGUAAACGAGCACCAAUUCCACCCCCCGCGACAGCAGCAUCACAGCAGCGCUCCUGCUGCGGUGACUAGGUUUGCCCAUCUUCCCCAAUCACACCCAGAAGACCAGAGGCAGCACCAUCAGCAACUACAACACGCUUUUCCGCGACGAGAUCUGCGUCUUUCAACGACCGGGUCCUCGACAAACACGAACACAGCAGCAGCAGCAGCAGCUUCCUCAACUGACGCCCCCCAAGCCAUCACCUCUCCUCCGCAAACUCCCUCCCAAAAUAUCACGCGUCGCAACCGCGAUAAGGCGGUGCUGUUUGUCGGCCAACUCAACUACGAGGCCACGGAGGCGGAUGUCGCGCAGAUCUUUUCAUGCUACGGCAAGCCGCUAAGCGUCGUGGUGUUGAAGGACAAAGGCAAGUCCUCGCGACGAGUCAAUGCAGCAGGACCAGCAGCAGCAGCAGCAGCAGCAGCAUCACACAGUAGUGCUGCCCGACGUAAGGUGGGCGGCUCGGCCUUUGUGACCUACAGCAGCACGGUGGAGGCAGACACGGCGAUUACGGCGUUGCACGGUCGCUACAACGCCAAGGACGACGACCCCGACAACGACGAUGAGGCAAAGUACCUGCAAGUCAGCUACGGUCAGCAGACGGGGCUCAUUUCAACCUUCGGGACGAUGCACGCGGAGCGGCUGCACGCGUCGAAGCCCGAGAACCCGAUUCCGUUAAUUGUGCUGGAAGGACGUAGCGCGAAGGCGACAUCCCCGCAGCCGGAAGAAUCUCUGGCAGAGGAGAGUGCAGGCGUUGAGUGGAAAUGA